Alternaria triticimaculans is the source of this 1896-nucleotide messenger RNA. RefSeq lists its product as uncharacterized. The coding region runs from base 1 to 1896 and encodes 631 amino acids. The record is from RefSeq and is a predicted model, not a curated record. Lineage: Eukaryota; Fungi; Ascomycota; Dothideomycetes; Pleosporales; Pleosporaceae. The transcript is spliced from 2 exons.
AUGUCUGUCGAGUCGCGGCUACGUGAGGCAAAAGAUGUGCUCAACCAUAUCUUUUGUCUCCUGGACGACCUGAAUGAAGCUGCAGAAGAGCUUCGCCAGAUUGUCUCUGGUGAAAGACAGGGUAUGACAUGUGUUCUCGAUGAGAAUGAGGAUGGCAAAGACCUGAGGACCAGCGAGGAGCAUGAGCUUCGAGACGAGAUCAGCGCAACUAUCACACGGCUCUUUAGGGUUUUAUCCCUCGUACGACAGGCAGCGCCUACAGACCCUUUCGCCAAAGCUCUCAAUCGAAAUCGCUAUCACUUCAGCGAUCAGUAUGACAUCGCCCAUGUUGGUCAAAGAUAUCCAAAUCUUGACACGGAGGACAAAACCUGGCUUCGCCAACGUCUUGGAAGAGCUAUAACAGAUAGGCGGCGCUAUCUCAGCUAUAUGAAAGAUCACCGUGAUAAAUUGGAAAGGGAAAUCGAUCAAGAUGAGGAUGCCAAAGAUGCCACGGGAAAAAUGCACGCUCCUACCACAGAUCAGCCACGGGACCACGACUCGAGAACAGACACCAUAAGCCGCCCAUCCUUCUCAACGCAGCCAACUACCAUUAUUCCACAACAGAUCACGCUUGGUUUACUGAAUACAGAAGAGCUAGACUCAGACGACGAUACUCAUUCGUACACAACCGUAUCUCGCUCAGUCGAUGGAAAUGACGAGCCGUCUGAUACAGUCCGUAUACCAAGGCUUGAGAACCUACGUUCUGGCGACAGGAAGGAGAUUGAGUGUCCCUUCUGCUUUCGAGUCAAAAAGUUCAAGAACGAAAGUGUGUGGAGACAACACGUCUUCUACGAUAUCCGUCCUUACGUCUGCACAUUUCCAGAUUGUGAUGCACCUUAUUUCGGGGAUAUCAACAAAUGGUUUCAGCACGAGAUGUCGUAUCAUCGAGUGGCGUACAAGUGUUUUCUUUGCCCGAACACGCUAUGUCACCAGGAGAAAGACUAUGUUGCCCAUCUAAAACGGAGACAUCCAAGCACGUUUGACCGUGCCGAGAGCGAACAGGCUAAGACUCUCGCUCAGGUACCGCUCACUGAAAUACCAGCAGCGGACUGUCCAUGCUGCACAGAUUGGGUCGAUCAUUUGAAAGAACAUGCAGGCCUUGCAGGUGGACUAAUGCCUAAUGAGGUCUUGACUGUGAACCCAACAGCAUUCAAGCGCCAUCUCGCGAAGCAUUUGGAGCAACUCGCAGUUUUUGCUAUUCCGACUAGCGCUACAGUUGAUGAUCCAGAUGAUUCAACCGAUGCUCAUGAGGUAAGGAGCUAUCAUACGGCUGAGUCGGAACUCUCAGAUUUGAGCUUUUCCAGCGAACGUCGCCGUGAUGGUACUGUGUCAGAUGGCGAGAAAUCCUCCGGAAGUGCACAACACACAGUCAUCUCCGCUGCUGAAGAUGCAAGGCCGAUGCCGAUUUGGAACUCGCACCCCAUCUUCACAUACAGUAACCAGGGAACUAAUAAGCCUGGAGUCGUGCCUAGCGAGCAUGCUAUAGCUUAUUCAUACGGAUACCAACCAGCGCUUUUGCCCGGCGAGACCGAACUUGAGAAAGACCCAAUCUGCAUUAUCAUGAACCCAGGGGAAUCCGCGCUUUCAGUUGCAUCCCGGAUAUUCUUCGGCAUUCAGCAUCCGAUACAGUACAAUGUAAAGGUUAAAGACUUGGGUUACGUUCACCCCGACCAUCUCGUCAAAUUCCGAGGCUACUGGGCGAUGGAACAGCAGAUGGGUAGUGCACAGGAUAUGCAAGAUAUCGGCGAAGACCACGACGGAAACGAUCAUCCUGACACAAGCACGCAAGGUUACUCACACCCACAAACUACGCAAGAUGUCGACAAAGGCGAAGUCGAGAACAUCGCUUCUAAGUAA